Mercenaria mercenaria is the source of this 3667-nucleotide messenger RNA. RefSeq lists its product as uncharacterized. The record is from RefSeq and is a predicted model, not a curated record. The coding region runs from base 164 to 2167 and encodes 667 amino acids. The transcript is spliced from 8 exons. Lineage: Eukaryota; Metazoa; Mollusca; Bivalvia; Venerida; Veneridae. Gene Ontology annotation, biological process: mitophagy by internal vacuole formation; mitochondrial protein catabolic process. Gene Ontology annotation, cellular component: mitochondrial outer membrane.
GUUUUGAUGGUGUUUAUUGGACUAAUAACUCACUUGUGGAGCAUGGUAUUGUAGACGUUUAUUGCCAGUGUUUGUUGGGUCGGGGACAUUAUUAAAGGUACCCACUGUGUCUAGAAACAUUGCGAAGAUUUUGCUAUCAAAAGACUCACCAACGAAAUGUGAAAUGGCAUACUCACUAGGCCGCGGUAGGGGUGUGGAUUCCAGGUUUGGCACACUUGUGCCAAGAAAAGCAUGGGGCGAUACUUAUGUUGCCCACCGAUCGUCUUCUCAGUUUCGAUCCGGAACAACCGAUACAACAACUGUACCUGAAAACAGUUUGUUAGGACGCAAGGGUUUCGAAAAUGAACAGGAACAGGAACAUCAGACCAUGGACACAGACGACUCGGCCAGCAAAGACACAAGUAUGUUCAGGAAAACAAUAGAACUAAUUGCAACCAUUGAAGGUCUCAAACCACUUGUAGAACAGUCGAAGGAUGAACUCAAAGCUGCGGAUGAAUCAAAACUGAAGUCAAGUGUUGAUAUUCAAAAUCAGCGUUUUAAGUCUGAUGGAAAUGAGUAUCUGAGAGAUGAAAACAGAAAGUUAAAAAGUGACAUUAACGAGUUAAAAGGAGAGAAUGCUGAACUUAACAAUAGUAUUAAGAGGAAAGAGAAAGAGCUUCAAAAGUCUUUGGAAAACAUCCAGAAGAAUGUAAAUGAACAAGUUGGAAAAGUAGCUGAUGAAAAGAAAAACCUUUCUGAAGAAAUCCGAAAGCUCAGAGCUGAAAAUGAAAGAUACGAGAAAGAAGUUGAAAAAUUGAAACAUUAUUGCAAGCAGGAAUUUGACAAGAGAAAUGAACUUGAACAAUCAGUAAAGCUCAGCAAAGCAGAUCUAGCUACUAUGGCCCAAGAAUGUGAGAAGUUGAAACUACAGUUGUCUCAGUCACAUAAAAAGUACGAAACUACUGAAAAGGAGAAGACGAAACUUGAAGAAGAACUUUCAGAAAGCAAAACACGUCUAAGUAGAUUGAUGGGUAAAAAGCUAGCGGACAACAAUCCUGAUAUAGCAGAUCUGAGUGAUAAGAACAGGCCUACUAAACUUGCUGAGAGAUAUGCAGAACUGUACGACAACGAAUGGACAGAUGCAUUUGAAGUUUUUAAUGAAUAUUUUGAAAAGGAACAAAAAAGCAUUGAGAUGUUGCUUGUUGUACUAAAGCAUAUAAAGGACCAUUGUGACAAAAUGGCACUGGAUCAAGCUGACAAACUAAAAGCAGCCAUAGUCGUACGUACAGACAAAGACUGUCCUGAAUAUGUUAAUAAACAGCUUAAAGACUUAAGAAGAAUGACUGCAGAGGUUACCAUGCCGGAAAUAUACCAGAGUUACACUAAGGAAGUGAAAAACUUGCGGAGUAAUAAAAUGGCUCAGUUGCUGUCAGAUGAACAAGUUCGGCCAUUUGUAAAGGGGUGUGUGGAGCUGUGUUGGCUGAUGACUGUACAAGAUCCGCCAAUUGUAUUUGGGCCUGAACCUCAAGCAGGGGAUGUCUUUGAUACGAGUGUGUACAAACACUACACCAAGACAGGUGCUUCCAUCGAAUUCCUAGUGUGGCCGACACUUCAUCUGCAUGAAGGAGGUGCGAUGUUAAGUAAAGGGGUUGCACAGGGAUAUGGCCGGGCUCAGAGUGCUCCGGGAAGGCCAAGCUCUCGAGAUAGAAGAGGAAAAAACACUGCAGCUUCUAUAAAGGAAUCAGCUGAAAGCCGUCCACAGACAGCACCACUAGCUCAGAAUACUGAUCGCGACGACAAGGGAAGAAUCGACCAGACUUCUGCAAGUGCUAAUCCAGGUAGUAAACACUUGCAAAGUCAGUAUGACCAGAAUUAUCAACAACAUGUUGUCACUGGUAAAAACACGUCAUCGAAUUCACGAUUGGGUAGCACAGUAAGAGAUACUACGGGUAAACACACAGACGUGAAUUUACAUUCUAAUCUGAGUUCUUCAGUUAGAUAUGCAAGCAAUGUUCACACGAGCCGGCUUCCACCUUAUCCUGGCAAAGACGCAAUGGGAAGAUUUUAUCAACUUCUAUACAGCGUCGGUGCCGAAAGCCAAACAACGAAAGAUCAGUUAGGGAACAAAUAUUAUGACUGUUUAAACUAUUACAACUUCUUUCAUACUUUUGAUAUGGCAGAUUUGUAAAUAACCGUUUUCAACGGGUUUGUGUCAAAAGAGUUUCGUUAAGACUUCCUUUUUCUGCAAUAUGAUCUGGAACAGGGACUGUGUUAACAUUACAUAUUUAGUGUGCCAAAGGUAUUGCACCCUUUACAACGAAGUAUUUUGGGUCUAUACCAGAGUCACACCUGCUCGUCGGUCCGUCUAUUACUAUUUAGCGUCCGAAGACCAAGAGGGCCAAUUUCAGUGUCAGAUUUGGAGGUUAUUUUCUUUCCGUUCCAUAUCAAAAUCCCUUGAAGCGUUAUCAUUAAACAAGUAUCAACGGGUAAUCUCACCGAAUCGGUUUGCAAAGCUGAAAAUCCUUGUUAGUAGUCUGAAUGACAAUGUCAGACAUUGAGGUUUAAGUAAACCGGAAGAAAUUUCAUAAUUUAAAACUUGUUUUCCUCAUAAACAAAAUCUAUAAGAAGACCAUUUUGAAGCAUAGAACGCAACCAAGCUACAAUAAUCGCAGACUCGAUUUGACUGAGUCUGUUCGUGAAAGGUAAUGAAAUGUGUUGCAUCCUCACGCCCCCUAGCACCGGAUUAAGUGGAACUCUGUUAUCCAUAAACAUUGGAUGGACUCCAUGAUCCCAAAGGACAAGAAAAUAUAACUACGCUGAGUCUAAGUAAGGGGCACCACACAACACUUAAGGACGGCGUGCAAAAGGCACAGUCCAGGUCACUAGGUCCAUUCCAUGUACCAAAACUGUGUGUGAGUGUGUUAAUCACCUUCGUUGAUAGCUGUAGUUAGAACUUACAAUAUAUUGGAAUGUGAAUAAGAAAAGUCUUAUCCUUUUUCUUCAAUUAUUUCGGUAAAUUCAGUGAUUUUAUCGUUUAGCGUCUUUUGCUUUAGUAAUGAUUUAGACAUUUACGUCAUGUAGAACGUAUACGAUUUAUGCCUUGACAGACCGUCCAACUUGCCGAUAAGUAUAGCAGGCGCUCCUUUCACUGAUCGUGACCUGAUUUGUGAUGUGUGACACUAGUUGCGUUUUCUAUAUUUGCUCAAUGCUUCUUGAAUUGUUUUCUUUACAUUACUGCUCGUCUGAGCAUAAGGUAGAAGGCAUUUAGAUAAUCAGGCACCGUUCUUCUUCCAUCACCUCGUGCAAUUUAGACUGAAUUCUGAGUAGUUCACGUUCAGAGCAGUACAAAGAAAUCCAUUCCAUGCAGAAAUAUGGUUGCCAUAGCAACGGAAUGGAUAAUGUUAAAACUAUUCUUGUCGGAAACCAUUGUUUGAAAAUAAUUUCACAGAAAUUUUCAUUUGGUGACCAUCUACCAAGAUUUAACACAUAUUCCAGUUCGUCAAAAAACUCGUGUGUUGACCUCUAGGGAUUGUAUUUUUCUGGUUUUUCAAUUUUUUAUUUCACUUUAGAACAAAUUAAACAAUUAACAACUUAUACUAUUCUAUCCGACAGUUAUAUAUAUCUAUAGUUCUGAACUGAACGUUGUAACAAUGACAGACAGUAAUAGAAAUAAAGGACAUGUACUUUG